GUCCGCUGGGACAUCAUGACAGCACGCUUCACGCGACAUCCGUGGGAUGAUGGACGGUAGGACUAUCGGUAGCGACUGAACCAUCCCCCAGGCACCACUUGCUCUCUUCAGCCAUGUGCAUGCACGACCUGGUUCGCACGGAAAAUUAAAACCCUUUCUGCUCUCAGUGCGCUCUGGUCAACAAUGAAACCACUCCAUCUGCUGGUUUCGUCGGUCCCCCAAACGACGGACGGCGUCGAUGGACAGCCAACAUGUGCCUCCCACUCCAGAAUGGCGGCCGCCCUCGAGCCUGUCUGGGAGCAACCUGUCCACGCCGACUUCGAGCACAAUUCUUUCCGGGCUCCACAUCAAUUCCGGCGGAUGCGCACAUAUGGGCAUGGAAUCGUUACAUCGUCCUAAUAUCGAACCGCACGAGGCCACUCUCUGUCAACGACUCACCGACGCAAUCGCUCGUCACACCACCGCCCAAGAUGACCUCUCCCUGUCACCAAGCCUCAAGACCCCCCUCGCACUAGUUCUCCAAGACGCUGCAACAUCAAUACAAUUCCAUGCCAAGUGGUUUGCUCCGUCUGCACUGAAGACUCUUCUAGAUACCGCUCUCAAUGCCGCGAGCUUAUCAUCGUCGACUCCCGAUUUCCAUGCGGCACUUCGCCUGAUCGACAUCGUUGGAACCUAUUCGCUCAUUCCGGACCUUCUCCCGGUGGUACAGUUUAUAUCAUACGCGUAUUAUCAGGGAAGUCGUUCCAAUAGACACAGGCGACUUAAUACGCGGGCGUGGGUGGUCUCACAGCACAUUCUGGCGUCGCAUCUGGGUGGGCAGUUUGCAGGCACUCUCCUGGAUAUUAUCACGAAUCAUGAAAGCUUCAGUGAGAAGUAUAAGUUCUCCGCAGCAAUAGGUGCACUCCUCAUUACCAUCGAUAAACUACUGCCAUCUCGGGACUCUGGUCUUCCAUCUAUGCAUGCGAUCCAGCUCAUUCGUGGUCUUUGGAAAUGUCCUGUGCGUGACAACGCCAUUUUGCGCGAACACGUAGCAAUCAUGAUGGGCACCAUGUUGCAAGACGAGCAAGUUUUCCAGGAACUUGUCAACGACGGAGGUCUAGGCAUCAGUCUCGACUUGAUUGAGAGCUGUGUGACACAACAACUGGACAAGAGCGCGAUUGAGGCAUUAUUCUCUGGUCUCGAGGUCAGGCUCGGCGCUUUUGAGUUGCGACAUCAGCCCUAUAUGGCCCAGAUCUUUGUGGAAGCACGACGGCCCCUACCACCUCUCCUAAAAGGCCAACUUCUUGCACCCUGGCAUCGAUCUCUGAUGCUGGACCAGUACAAGAUGUGGGAGGACGGACAUCGUGAGCUCCUCAGCCAACUCAGCGAUUCUGAUUUAUAUGCUGGCGAGCUUGACGGAUUCGUCAACUUGAGUGUCUCUGCGUACUUUUCGACGGAAAAUACAACAGCACGAAAGGACUUCGUCUACACUCUUCACAGUCUCAUACAAGACUCUGCGACUGCUCCCCCGGUUGUGGACAUACUUGCGAGGGGCAUGGUCAAGAUCUUCUGCCAUAAGACCCAAAAGGAGAAAUGGGAAUCUCAAAGAAAUUGGCUCUUUCCGCUCCUAUGCCAGGCGGCCCGGCACAGCGUGGAAGCCACGAAACUUGUAAUGAGUAUCAGGGCCGACGCUGCAGGCGAGGGCUAUCUGGACCCGACACGCAUUAAUCCGUCCGAUCUGCCAACUGGUCGAUCGGCGCGAUUUUACCACCUCUAUGGCCUGUCCACGUUGUCUCUCGAAGCACUGGUUGACGCAAUUCACGGCAUGAUUGUGCGGCCGCCCGAUCGCUGGGACGUCUAUGAUGCCAUGUUAGUUUCGCUGCCUGCUCUAAUUCGCAACCAUGUUUUGUGGCGCGGCAGCUUUCGCCAGAUGAAUAUACUGCGACAAGCAGUGUGCGAUCUGCUCAAAGCAGAUACAUUUGUGGAGCCACCGACACCUGACUUGAGCAAGUCGUAUGUCAUUAUACAGUUGAUCCAAAUCCUGACCGCGAUCAUCAGCUAUCAUUACUGCCUACCGCGGAACGAUGUGAAAUCCGCAAUUGUCACCAUCAUCAAUGUCGCGGGCUCUCGAGAGUAUAACCCCAGCAUCCAUUGCAUACACGCUCUGACUAUCUGCUGCUAUGAACUUCCAGAGCUCAUGGCCAGCUACAUGGACAUUGUCAUUAACAAGAUGACCAAGAUGGUCACGCAGCGAUCGCUCGCCAUCUAUGUCCUUGAGUUCUUCGCGGGGCUGUCGCGCUUCUCGGAUCUACAGGACAGGUUGCGUAUUGAAGAUUUCAAGAAGAUCUUUGGAGUCUGUCACAGCUACCUGCAAUCAGUGCGAGGUGUUUCUUCGCUCGAGCGAAAGCGAACGCCGAGCAGUGAGCAGAGCGCCGGGAUGACCAGUAGUGCCAACGAUGAUAUGGCGCAAUAUGUGCAUGCACUUGCACAUCAUGUCAUUACGUUCUGGUACAUGGCUUUGCGACGUGAAGACCGGCACGGACUAAAGGAAUAUAUCAGCAGGUGUUUACGAUACACCGAUCUCGAUGGCACUGAACAUAUAGAAGAGCAGGGACUGGUCACAAUCGACCUUAUGGACCGCAUUGAUGCUGAAGAACAGACUGGUGCGCCGCUGGAGAAAGUCUUUGACGACGUCGACGGGCGGAUUGUCACAACGCAUCGCGUCACAGGCAUCCUGCUUAUCACGACCGAGACGUCUUUACGGACUGGUAAAACGAUAGUGACCAUUCGCCGGCCAUCAGGAACUGCGCAAAGAUUGCUGUCCAAUCACACGGACUAUGCCCACGGAGACCCCCAUGAGCCCGAGAAGUGCCUUAUGGCCUCAGUAACGGUCGAGGGCGAUACACAAGAUUAUAUCAAUGUCUUUCCGAACGACGAGAAUGGACGCACCUAUGGUAAAGUUGCCAUUCCUCGGCCCCACUCAGCUCUCGGGACGGACAGGAUCAUCACAUUGCCAGACGACGACCCAGCUGUUGUUCGAGCCAUACAAUCUUUUGACCGGGUAUCCGCCCUCGACUCCCACAAAGCUGGCGUGAUUUUCGUAGGAGAAGAUCAAACUGACGAAAACCUAAUCCUGCUCAACACCUCCGGAACACCUGACUAUCGUGAGUUCCUCGAAGAUCUCGGCAACCUCCGCAAACUCAAGGGCGCCAACUUCAACACUCAAGGGCUCGAUCGAGUCGACGAUGGGGAUGGCGCCUACACCAUGGUCUGGAACAACGCAGUCACCGAACUCGUCUAUCACAUUACAACGUUUAUGCCAAACGACUCCGAUCCUCACAUGGCGGUCAUCAAUAAGAAACGCCACAUUGGAAAUGACUUUGUCAACAUCGUGUUCAACAACUCUGGCUCCGAUUUUAGAUUUCAUACUUUCCCAUCGGCUUUCAAUUACGUGUACAUUGUAAUAUCACCUUCGGAGAGAAACUCGUUCCUGCAGGCACGACAAAUCACAUGCAACAAGCCAAAACACGAACGAUUCUACAAUGUUCGUGUCUUGAGUCGGCCCGGGUUUCCGAGCUUGUCGAGUGCCAGUGAAGUAAAAGUGAUAUCGGGGGCCAGUCUGGGCGGGUAUGUGAGAAACCUCGCGCUCAACGCCUGUGUCUUUUCUAUUAUGUGGCAGGCAGGGGACAUGGGGGAUUAUCCGAGCAGCUGGAGAUCGAGGCUGCACAUGAUCAGGAGAUUGUAUGCACAGUACAAAGCGAAGUUGGACGCGGUUGAGUGA
Messenger RNA from Sphaerulina musiva SO2202, 3760 nucleotides. RefSeq lists its product as uncharacterized. The coding region runs from base 239 to 3760 and encodes 1173 amino acids. Gene Ontology annotation, cellular component: nucleus; cytoplasm; TSC1-TSC2 complex. The transcript has 2 exons. Lineage: Eukaryota; Fungi; Ascomycota; Dothideomycetes; Mycosphaerellales; Mycosphaerellaceae. The record is from RefSeq and is a predicted model, not a curated record. Gene Ontology annotation, biological process: positive regulation of GTPase activity; negative regulation of TOR signaling; regulation of small GTPase mediated signal transduction. Gene Ontology annotation, molecular function: GTPase activator activity.